Molecule: messenger RNA, 3297 nt
Organism: Lytechinus pictus (painted urchin)
Lineage: Eukaryota; Metazoa; Echinodermata; Echinoidea; Temnopleuroida; Toxopneustidae
Product: degenerin deg-1-like
Exons: 11
Coding region: 10-1719 (569 amino acids)
Biological process (GO): sodium ion transmembrane transport
Cellular component (GO): plasma membrane
Molecular function (GO): ligand-gated sodium channel activity
Source: RefSeq, a predicted model, not a curated record
CCAGUCGGCAUGUAUGGGGGAGAAAACAUAGCGAUGAACACCCAGUCAUUCGACAAAGGUCCUAAAACAAUAUCACGAAAUCCAUCCGACAACCAUGACAACAACGGUGGCGUCUCAAAAGGUGGCACCAGGUCCAUUGUCGACGAUUUUGUCGACAACGCGACGACCCACGGCAUUCCGCGAUUCCUGAAUUCAUCUCGCUCGUCGAUUUCUCGUCUAUUUUGGUGCGUUGUUACGUUGGUACUGCUAGGAGCGCUCCUUUACCAGGGUUCGAAGCUCGUCAUCGCCUUCACCGGCCGGCCGACCACGACCAAGAUAUCGCUCAUCACUGAAUCGAAGCUCGAAUUCCCGUCAGUCACGAUUUGUAACCUGAAUAUGAUGCGGAGAUCAAAAUUAAAUGGUACCCGGUUCCAAACACUUGCAAAUUUGGACGUAGAUCACCAAGUCAGCGGAAUUGGUGUCGACGAUUCGGACUACGAUUGGUUCUUUAGCAGCGACGAUUCUCCUCCCGUUUCGACACCGGAAGAACCCUCGACCACCCCGCCAUCCAAUCGACGUCGCCGUGCAGUUCCAGAGUCAAGCGAUUCUUUUAGUUAUUUGGAAUAUGCUUACGAUGCAUUUGAUGAGAUCGACGACGAGAACGAUUGGGAGAGAUUCUAUGACAGCUCAACUGCAAGUGAUUUCAGUGAUUUCCAGGCCGUGGUUAGACCGACGAUUGAAGAGCUCAAGGAGUAUGGUCACCAGGCCAAAGACUUUAUUCUGCAGUGUACCUUUGAUACACAGCCUUGCAGUUAUAGAAAUUUCACCGUUAUUCAAAAUGUCAACUAUGGGAACUGUUUUGUGUUCAACAAUGCCCAUAAAAUGAACAGAAACAUUUCUAUCAAUACAACGAGAACUGGCUCCCAAUAUGGCCUUCACCUGACGCUGAUGGUGGAGCAGCCUGAAUAUAUUGGUGUUCUGAGCCCGGAUUCUGGGGUCAAGGUCGCCAUCAACGACCCUCGCAUCCACGCUUUCCCUGAAGAUGAUGGUGUCAUGGCACCACCAGGGGUUGCCACUUCAAUCGGACUUAAGAAGACGACAAUCAACCGAUUAGGCGAUCCUUUUGGUAAAUGUAAGAGUGGCCACUCCUCGGUCUAUUACCAACCUGAGAAGUACGACUUCAGCCAACGUUCCUGUAUGAAAAUGUGCCUCCAAAUGACCAUGAAGAAAAACUGUUCCUGUAUUACUGAUAUCCUCAUCAAUGGCUCUAUGUGUGGGGCCAUUGACAAAGACCAAGUGAAAUGCAGAUCGCGCGUUUUAAGAGAGUUUCUAAAAAACAACAUCGGAUGUUCAUGUUCCAAUCCAUGCAGUGAAACCAUAUUUACCCCAACAUUAUCAACAUCUCGAUGGCCUGGUGUACGAUACGAGGCUCAUAUGUACAACAGGCUAGCGAACAUCAGUGAAAAGGCAGCAAGACUUCUUACUGAUGUUGAACAUUCUAGAAAUAAUCUUGUUCGUCUGAGGGUUUUCUACGAAGAACUCAAUUUCGAGAAAGUUCAAGAAUCACCAUUAAUCACAGUUGAAGCUCUCUUUGGUGGUGUUGGAGGGCUGAUGGGUCUGUAUGUUGGUAUGUCUUUCAUAUCCUUGAUGGAGAUAAUGGUUUUUAUCUCGGAAUUACUUCGGUCUCUGUGCUGCCCGAAGAACAUCUCAAAACAUAAUGCCAAGGUUUCUGGACAUUGAAAACUAAUCAUGACGGAGAAGAAUCUUCUCAUCUCAGACUGUCGAGAAUCCAUCUAGAUAAUCUUUUUUUUCUGUAGAGAUUUCGUUAAAUGGAUAACAGCGUACUUAGAAAAUAAUGCAAGUGCUUAUAGCACGGUCCUCAAAGCGGAAUGCGAAAAUUCGAAUACAAAAACCUCGGAUAAUAUAUAUAUAUUUUUUUAAACAAGAACAUACCUCGUUACAAAUUAUGCGUAAAGCAUUUCCUUUUAUUUGAAUGCAGGAUAAAAGAGCAUAGGUGUCGUAGCCGGGGAUCGAAUCCCGGACUUUCCAUGUAUAGCCAGGCGCCUUAGACCACUCGGCCACGGCACCUCCUUUUUUUUUUUAAAACAAACAAGUGCACACCUAGUUACCAAUAAUGCAUAAAGCAUUUCCAUUUAUUUGAAAGCAGGAUAAAAGAGCAUUGUAGAUUAAAUGCCUCCAGGCUCACGGGCAUAGGUGCCGCGGCCGGGGAUCGAACCCCGGACUUUCCAUGUAUAGCCAGGCACCUAAGACCACUCGGCCACGGCACCUCCACUUAAAAAGGUUGAAAUGUGUUUGUCUGUUUGUAAACAUUAUAAAAUAAUUCACAAUAGUCAUAUACUAUGAGAUUUAUAUACGAUCAUGACGCCGAUAUGCCGAUGAGCAGAUGAGCUGUAAUCAUUGUAUCUGUGCAAUCAUAGCUUCUAAUGUGACCCUUGGCCUUGAUUUGAUUUGUACAAAUGCGGAGUAAAAAAAAAAUUAACAUAAUUUUAGGUCCGUUUAAAAACAAAUGUAAGGUUUAAGCAUAUACUUUACGCAGGCCUACCUCGCAUUUUUGUCGAAGAAAGGUAAAGUCGCAGUUAUAUGUUGUAUUACAUUCGUAGAAUUACGCUCCACUUUAGUUUAGGAAUUUUCUAAAUACACAUAAUUAUGGACAAAUUAUGAGCAAAAUUGAUUUGUAUAUCACUUUAAAAAUUCGAAUGUAAAUGUAAUAUAGCAAUGUGAUCGAAUAGCAAAUGAUUGUGACACCUAUUAGUUAUGUUUCUUUGUUUAUUAAUCUUAAAUCCAAAAUUAUAUACUAUAUCACUAUAUUUCAAAUGCUUUUUUUAUAAACACUGAAAUUUUUCUACUUGAUAAAAUCUGAAAUCUCAUUUCUCCAUUACUUUGCCACUGUAUUGUGACCAUUUUUUCCAGAAUUUAUAUACAGUACUAUAUAUACGGAUACAAAUAAUUUAUUUAUGUUAUAUAUAAUAAAUUGUAUGUUUCAUUUUGUAUGUGAGCUUAUGUGGAUUUAGAAGCUACAUUUACAUCUAUUUAUUAAAAAGGUUGAAAUGUGUUUGUCUGUUUGUAAACAUUAUAAAAUAAUUCACAAUAGUCAGAAUGAGAAUAAUGCAUUCUGAUGGAAGUAAAGGUAAUGAUAUGUAGAUAAAUAAGUGGUCACCUUAAUGAAUGGUUUACAUAGGCCAACUAUAGUAUCGUAGGUGUGUGCUUACAUAAUUAUGUAACAAUGUAACAUUGUAGAAAUCACACUGAAAAGACUAGGAAAAUGUAUGGAUAAAUAUAUAUGACAUCAUAUUCUCA